This is a messenger RNA of Westerdykella ornata, 1842 nucleotides long. Its product is annotated as HgmA-domain-containing protein. Gene Ontology annotation, cellular component: cytoplasm. Gene Ontology annotation, molecular function: homogentisate 1,2-dioxygenase activity. The record is from RefSeq and is a predicted model, not a curated record. The transcript has 4 exons. Gene Ontology annotation, biological process: L-phenylalanine catabolic process. Bases 1 to 1842 code for a protein of 613 amino acids. NCBI's taxonomy places the organism in Eukaryota, Fungi, Ascomycota, Dothideomycetes, Pleosporales, Sporormiaceae.
AUGCCGGAGUUCAAGGAACGCAAGCUUAUCACUGACCCUCAGAAGGUCUUCCACUUCACCGAUUUGCAAAGGCUGAAACCUACCCGCGAGAAUGACCCUUACGAAUAUCAAGCCGGAUGGGGCAACCGUCAUCAAUCAGAAGUAAUUCCUGGAACCCUUCCGGUUGCGCAAAACAAUCCUCAGGAAGUCCGUUUCGGCCUAUACACGGAGGGCAUCACGUACUCGGCAUUUGCUGCACCGCGUCAUUCGAACUUCAGCACUUAUAUGUACCGCGCACGUCCUGCUGCAGCUCAUAAGGGAUAUGUGCCUAUCCAGACCAAAUCCAACAUUGAGAAUUGUUUCCUUUCGAUAAAUCCAAAGGUGGAGACUCUGCCGGAACAGGCCGAAUGGCAUCCAUUCCCUCUACCCAAAGAUGAAGACAAGAUUGAUUUCGUGGAUGGCUUGCACACACUAGCGGGGAGUGGAGAUCCGAACAUUCGAGAGGGCAUUGCUCUUUACGUCUACAUGUUCAACUCGAGCAUGGAUCGAAGAGCAUUUUGCAACACUGAUGGAGAUUUCCUCAUCUGUGCCCAACUAGGCAAUCUGGACAUCAAAACGGAGAUGGGCAAGAUAUUCUUACAACCCGGCGAGAUCUGCGUCAUCCAACGUGGAAUCCGUUUCUGCUUGAACCUUGCCCCCGAUACCAAGGUGGCACGAGGCUAUAUUACCGAGGUUUGGGGAUCUAUGUGGGAGCUCCCGGAUUUGGGUCCUCUUGGGGGUCACGGGUUGGCAAACCCGCGAGACUUCCUCUACCCCGUUGCAGCUAUCGACGACGAACUGCAGGUCGAUUGGCAGAUUGUCAACAAGAUCAAUGGCAAGCUUGUCGCCAUUCAACAAGAUCAUAGUCCAUUCGAUCUCGUCGCAUGGCACGGUAACGUCGUUCCGUACAAGUACGACCUCACCAAAUUCUCGUCACAAAACAGCACCUCCAUCGACCACACCGAUCCCUCUAUCUUCUGCGUCCUCACGGCCAAGUCUCGCGACCCCGCCACUCCUCUGGCGGACUUCCUCUGGUUCGGCCCGAGAUGGGACGUUGCAACUAAUACCUUCCGAUUGCCUUACUUUCACCGCAACUCUGCUUCAGAGUUCCUAGCAUGUAUUUAUGGUAAAGGUCUUGGACGAAGUGAUGAUUUCCAACCCGGGGGUGGUAGUUUCGAGGGAUCCCAUACUCCUCAUGGCGGCUUCCACGAGGGCUAUCAGCAUGGAAUGCGUAUCCAUGAGAGUCAACCCGAGAAGAUCCUUACAGAUCAAUUGACAAUCAUGGUUGAAUCGAGCCGGUUAUUCCUCUGGACGGAAUACGCCCGCGUCGGCUGCGGAACCAUCCACACGCAUGGAACUGACUACAAGGUUUGGGAUGCGCUUCCGGACCGUUUCUCCGCAAACAAAAAGGCGCAGGAGUUACUUGCUCGGGUAAAGGAGGAUAAGAUUGCCGAAAAGAAGAGGCUCGCCCCUUACUACAUUGGUGGCUUUUCCCACGGCGCAAAUGCGAGCGAUACAGAGGGUGUGCACUCAAAAGAGCUGCAGCAAUACUUGAACGGCACUGUCAACGCAGUUGACAGGGAGCCUACGAAUGAACCGAAUGGAUCAACAACAGUGACGACGAAUGGAUCUAGCGACGGGACUACGGAUGGAGUCGCCGAUGGAGUCACAACAGAUGGAGCCGUGAAAGCCAUUGACGGCGCGCCGAUAAUCGAUGAUGGAGCCGUGAAGCCCAUGGAUAGAGCAAUGGAAAGGGCGGAUGAAGCAGCGGUUACGCUUGCAGUCACGGAUGCAGUCACGGAUGGAGCCGCGAAUGGGGUAUAG